AUGGCUCCAAAACGCCGCGCUCCCCCCAUACUGCCCCCCGUGGCCAAGCGUCGCGCGACAGACGAGCGCGACGAGGACAAAGACGAGGACUCGCUUGAGUCCAUCCUCGCGCAAAUCAAAGCCCAGGAAGAGAGCGAAGCCCUCGCGCUCCGUCUUCAGAACGAGUGGAACGCGUCGGCAUCGGCAGACGCGUCGCGUCGCGCCUCAAGCUCGCGUACCGUUGUGCGCGGUGGCUCCAGUCGCCACAACAAUCGUGUCGCACCCCCAGACGCCAUCGAGCUGUCCGACGAUGACUUUGAAGAAAUGCAGGAGCCCGAAGACGAUGAGGCCAUGGCUCGUCGCCUCGCGCGCGAGUGGCAGCUGGAAGACGAUGCCCAGGUGCAGUUGCCCGUUACACCCCCUCCGCCCGCUAGCGCUGCCCCAGAAGGCAAAGGCAAGGGCAAAGACGACGCGUCCUGCCCUGACUUGCUACCUCCGAUGGCCAAGUUAGAGGAGCACCGAGACGUAUUUACCGGCGACAAGCUCUGCCCCUGCGGUGCGACGCUCCCGUCUCCCCGUGGCCAGGUCGUGUUCUCCGCCACCACAACGCCGCCACGAUCCUUGAUCCGGCUCCUCCAUGCCUACUGUACGUCAUGCAAAACGAACCACUGCCGGGGCUGUAUGGCCCCCGUCCCCUGCUCGAAAACAUGUAAGGGCACCGAGGAGAACAAUGGAAAUCGCAUUUGCCCUGUCCCCACUUGCUGCACCAACGUGCGUGCAGUCGCCUUGUUCGAAGCUCUUGGCGGGUUUGACAAGCAGUACCUUGCGGAACGCGAUAUGUCUGAUCGGCGAGCGCGUGAGGCCGCCGCAAAAGCACAGAAGAACAAAGUCGGCACUGUGGGGCCUGGAGGGACCGGGUACGGGAUGGACAACCGUGGAUGGGGCGUUGAGUAUCCGGCGCGGCGAGGACGCAGCGCUCGAGGACGAGGAGGCGGUCAUACUCAGCCGCAGAUGACCACCAGCGGUUUGGGUCUCAUGUUUGACGAGAUCAUCGUACGUGCGUUGAACACAGUCACUGGCUUUCUGCCCAGCCCCUAUGCCGACGACCCUCAAAUCUACGACAUGUUGCCCCACCCAUCUCUCGACGCACUCAUCCGUUUAUCUCAGCUUCCUGUCCUCUUGGCCGAUCUCCUCCGCAAUGAUUCAAUAACGGAUUGGAUUGCCCGGAUCGACGUCUACCACGCCAUGCUUUCUUUGCUGCGCCGUCUGGCGGACUGCGAACUGACCCUCGAAGUGCUGGUAGGACCUCGCUGGGAGAUCUGCAAACCGACCGACCUCGAAAGCUAUCUUUGGCAAGAGUCCGAUAUCGUCUGCGCUCGCGACCCGUCCGGCGCCCCCGUCCGCGACCCGCCGCUGUACACCCAUUUUGCGAAGCUGACGCGCCAAUGCACGGCCUUCCUCGCUGGAGCGACAAGCAUGCUCGCGGGAGACGAGGGGGACGAGGAUGGAGAGACCGCGGUCAUAGCGACGUCUCUCUGCGGAGACAUCGUCGCCGCCCGAGACGACAUCGAGCGAGCGAUGAGAAUCGUGGGUAAGGAUCCCGCGAAAGUGCUCGCCCAACUCGACGAGCCGUCCCAGGACUCGGAGCCCUCGUCACCUGGCGGCCACGACAGAGGCAAAGGCGGGCGCGAAGCCACCACACCCGCAAACAACGGCAAAGGCAAAGGCCGCGACCCCGCGAUCGACCUCACGCGCGCGUACGCACGCGAGUGCGAACGGCUCGCCUUCCGGCACUGCGCGCUGUCCGAGCCCGCGCCGUCCGGGUCCGGGCUCGCCUUCCCGAACUACAAGUACGCCGCGGAGCUCGCGGCGACCGCGAACGGGACCCGCGCCCCGCGCGACCGGCUCCACCUCGCGAAGGAGCUCGCGGUGAUGGCGACGAGCCUCCCGCCCGGGGUGUGGGUCCGGGUGGACGAGGUGCGGAACGACAUGAUCAAGGUCCUCAUCGCAGGCCCCGACGGCACCCCGUACGCGGGCGGGCUCUUCGAGUUCGACGCGCACAUCCCGCUGCAGUACCCGCACAAGCCGCCGCUGCUCCACCUGCGCACGACCGGGCGCGGCGCGGUGCGCUUCAACCCGAACCUGUACGACAACGGCAAGGUGUGCCUCUCGCUGCUCGGCACGUGGGCGGGGCGCCCCGAGGAGAUACCGGGGUACGGGAAGGCGGUCGAGAGCAGCCCGGCGAGCAUCACGUACAACAAGAACAUCCGCCUCCAGACGACGCGCUGGGCCAUCGUCGACUGGCUCCAAGACGAGCAUAAGAACGGGGUCUGGGGCGAGGUCAUCGCGUCCCACUUCCUCACCCGCCACGAUGCAAUCCGACAAUGCAUCCGCGGCUGGGCCAAGAGCCAGCCCGCCUUCCGUAACUACAACGCAACCAGCGGCCGAGCGCUCCACGCCAGUCCCUUCAUGAUCUCCCAUAUUUACAAUGGACCGGGCAGCGCGUGGACCGCGCUCCCCAUGUCCUCGUCAUCCGCCGUGCCAAUGUCGCCAUGGGCCACGGGCAUGCCCCACGUCCUUCCAUCACAUCCACGUCACGCAAGGGCUCAGGACGGGUCGACGCCCCAAGCGAAGGGAAUGGAUCUCCUCGAGGAGUUCGACAAGGGCAUAGCGAGGGUGCGUGUAUGGACAUUCGAGGGAACAGAGACCGAUUCGUAG
Epithele typhae is the source of this 2697-nucleotide messenger RNA. RefSeq lists its product as uncharacterized. Gene Ontology annotation, molecular function: ubiquitin conjugating enzyme activity. The record is from RefSeq and is a predicted model, not a curated record. Lineage: Eukaryota; Fungi; Basidiomycota; Agaricomycetes; Polyporales; Epitheliaceae. The transcript is spliced from 8 exons. Bases 1 to 2697 code for a protein of 898 amino acids.